AUGGCGGCCUGCGGUGGCUGCUGGCAUUACCACACAGAAGGGCAGCUGCUGCUGGGGGUGAUGGGUUCCCCCACUUCUCCAGAGCCGUCUGACUGGAGGCUGCUCACGUUCGCUGUUUACGGCUCUGCCCUGGCCAUUGCAUCCACUGGUUUCUGCAGCUCCCUUUGGCUCAUCGUAUCGAUACAGCCACCUGAAGGAUGCCGGCCACUUCUCCGUAUCGCUCACCCUCUCACCUAUGGCUGGAUUGAAAAAUGCCAAGGUAGUAAUCGUGCCACACCAGCGCUUCAGAACGCAAGAGUAUUGGCUAGCUUCCUGAAACCCCUGCGACCGAGAAACGGUUGCGAAGACCUGCGCCCCGACUUCCACGACCAUCGUGGUGGGAUCUUCUGUGAUAGCCAGGGAAAGUUCCUGGAGACGCACAGCUUCAGGAACGUGGGUGACCUCAAGGACCUGAUCAGUGUGGCGUCCGAUAUCGUGGACCUCAUCAUCGACAUGCUGCAGGCCAACGUUGAGAAUCCGCCCGCCGCUGGCGCGCCGCAGCCCUCGGGCAGGCCGUCGGAGUUGCAUUUCAAGGACCGGUGCUCCGACCCGGCGUUCGAGCAGCCAGCCCGAGGCAUCGUCAACAGCCUCAUGGCCACCGGGCUGGUUGGCAUGGUCUCAUACAAGCCUCUCUCGCUCCUAAACGCCCGUCUGGGUCGCUAUCCGUCUGCCCGGAGCUCUGACAUGGAGAUCGAGGUCAACUCAGCUAUUGGCGCGCUGGAUGUGGACGUCUCCGACUACCUCGACGCUGCGAACGAGAAGGCCAAAAACGACAAAGCCAGGAUAUCCAAGGAAUUCACAGCCUCGGGGCGCCAGCAAGCCGAGACGAAAAUCGACGCCGCCAUCCACCCCUUCGUCUGCGAGGGCAUGCUCGCCGAGCUCUUCAAGCACUACCAGUGGCGCAUGCUGCUCCUCGCGACUCCUCGUCGCGCCCUAGCCGGCAAGGACCUCACACCAGCCUCCCAACCAGGUCUCUGGUCCCAGCUCGUCAGGGUCCCGCGCCACCGGCCCAUCAUCACGACGCCGUUCACCGCGCUCGAGAACUUCAUGACCACCAGCCUCGUAGACCGCUUCCACCCGCCGAGCUUCCGGUACAAGGACAACCCGCUGUACCUCGAGCAGUCGUUCAAACUCUUUGACCUCAAGGGGUACGAGAGCCCGCUGUGGACAAAGUGCAUGUUGUACGGGCACACCACGAACAUCGGAUCCUUUGUCCCGACAUUUCAGCUCGUCGAGUGGAACCAGUGGAAGGCCGUGCUCGGGCAGGAUGUCGUCCUGGUGCCGCUCGAGUAUACCGGUGAGGGCAGGGGCGGGGAGUGGCAGAAGAGGAUCCGCCUGCGGUGCGUGGUGCUGUCCAACUUCGCCGGUGGCACUCGUGCCUUCUCCAAGGAUCAGGAGGGAGGGGCGGCCAACUUGGACCUAGUUGGUGAUGUGAUUAUUUACUAAGUAUAACGAGGAAGUCCGGGGUCUGGGCGACUAGCCACGGGCCACUUGAUGAUAUCAGCUUGGUAGAUCGCGCAGUAUGUAAGGGCCCUCCUGAAAUAAAUCUUCGAGUUUCUUGCCGGCUCUCUACACGGAUCCGUCCAUCUUGACGACCUCCGCUCUACGCCGUCCAUUUCUAGACCCUUUCAGCUCGAACCGGCGGAACCUCACAACCUCCCAUCUGGCCUUCCAGAACUCUGGAACCAAGAUAACGCGGAC
Messenger RNA from Microdochium trichocladiopsis, 1740 nucleotides. RefSeq lists its product as uncharacterized. The record is from RefSeq and is a predicted model, not a curated record. Lineage: Eukaryota; Fungi; Ascomycota; Sordariomycetes; Xylariales; Microdochiaceae. The coding region runs from base 1 to 1485 and encodes 494 amino acids. The transcript is spliced from 6 exons.